AUGGAAGGACGGACGAAGGCGGCGGCCGCGGCUCCUGCCGGAAACUCGAGCGCGCCUGCCCAAGCACCGGAAAAGCCACAGCAAGAAGGCGCAUUUCCUAAAGCCUCGCGAGUAUUCACCUGUAUGCCGCUAAAAUGCUAUGUUUUGUGCGGAGAACAACACGAAAAUGAAGAAACGAUCGAGCAGCUGAAUCCCACUGCGAUGGAUGAGGAACUGGUAGACCAUGCAGCAGUGCUCCGCGAGGGACUUCCCGGUUUUCUCAUGCAUCGAGAAGGAGGAAGUAUUCGUUGUAUUAUCAAGCUUAACUCCAUGCGCACGGCACUCCUGCUGAAGGCCGGCAACAAAGGGAGAACGAUUCCUUUGGAGCAAAUUCAGAGCGUCUUUUACGGCGAUGAGCUGAAGCGAGUGGACGCGUUCGAUGCGGACAACACCGCGUGCGUCGCCAUACACCUCGUUUCUGGCUCUGCGAUUCCCAUCGUGUUUCCGGAUGAAAAGUUGAAAUUCGCCUUUCUCGAUGCUAUCGAGUCGCUCCAGUUCGGGCCUAUGCAAUCUGCUGGUCAGGACAGAAGACCAGCGUAA
Besnoitia besnoiti is the source of this 579-nucleotide messenger RNA. RefSeq names its product IMC subcompartment protein ISP4. The record is from RefSeq and is a predicted model, not a curated record. The coding region runs from base 1 to 579 and encodes 192 amino acids. NCBI's taxonomy places the organism in Eukaryota, Apicomplexa, Conoidasida, Eucoccidiorida, Sarcocystidae. The transcript has 2 exons.